Messenger RNA from Henningerozyma blattae CBS 6284, 4773 nucleotides. It is a transcript of the gene SEC3, whose product is annotated as GTP-Rho binding exocyst subunit SEC3. Gene Ontology annotation, biological process: Golgi to plasma membrane transport; exocytosis. The transcript has a single exon. Gene Ontology annotation, cellular component: exocyst; plasma membrane. Gene Ontology annotation, molecular function: phosphatidylinositol-4,5-bisphosphate binding. The record is from RefSeq and is a predicted model, not a curated record. Bases 1 to 4773 code for a protein of 1590 amino acids. Lineage: Eukaryota; Fungi; Ascomycota; Saccharomycetes; Saccharomycetales; Saccharomycetaceae.
AUGAACAUGAACUCUAUACAUUCUCCAUCUAACAGUUAUGGCAACAACAAUCCACAUUCUCCAUCAAACAAUUUGAGAUCACCAAGUAACAAUACAAACAAUAUGAAUUACCCAAGAUCUCAGUCAAGAAACGCAAGUUACACAAGCUCUCCGAGCCAUCCUCCAGUUUCCGGAAACAGUUCUCAUAACAGAAAUGCAUCUAGAUCCUCAAACACUUCUGCAAGCUCCAAUUUCUUAGCUGAGCAAUAUGAAAGAGAUCGUAAAUUAAUUAUCGAUUCUUGUUUUACAAAACCAAAUAAAAACGGUCAACCUAACAAUUAUAUAACUCAUGUUAGAAUUAUCGAAGAUUCAAAGUUUCCAAGUUCCAGGCCUGUACCUAAUUAUUCAAAAUUAGAAAACAAAAAAAAGAGAAUCUUAGUAUUAAGUUCAAGUUCUAUCAAUCAACAAGAUAUCACAUUACACAAAGGCCGUGAAAAUAAUAAUAAUACUUUCCAAAUAGGUAGGAGUUGGAACUUAUCAGAAUUGAAAAUGGUUGAAAAGGAUUUAAAAGUUGAUCAAGGGUUCAUUCUAUUGUUAACUAAAAAGUAUUAUUGGGAAACAAAUAGUUCAAAAGAAAGAAAGGUUUUUGUUAAAUCAUUGAUAAAUAUAUUCAUGCAAGCCUUUAACGGUCGUGUUCCCGAAUUAGUGAAUUGGGAUCUGUCGUUAUUCCACUUGGAUGAAACGAGCUAUAAUCGUGCGGUAAUUAAGCAUUCUACUUCUAGUAACACAAAUACUGCACAAAUAUCAACAAGUGCUCCUCUUAUUAGCUCUACCUCUAAUACAACUAAUGAGACAGGCUAUCCUUCUCUUACUGUUGAUACUAGUACUGAUAAAAAUUCCCAGAAAGAGCAUCAUCAUCAUCUUCUUCAUACUCCAUUGCAUGCUAAAGCUUUACAUAAGAAAAAAGCAAAUAAUUCUGCCAAAGUAACAACACCAAUGAUUUCUUCUCCUAUUUCUGGUUCGUUUAAGAAAAUUUCUGGACAGUCUUCAUCUAAUUUUGGUGCUGCCGGCACCAUGCCAGCAGCUGGAGCCGCAUUAGUGGCAGGAGUUACAAGCAAUACAAAAAAUAGUAAUACAAACUCAGCUCCACUACAAAAAAUCUCAGAUUCAAAUUCACUAACAACAGAAAUAUCUAAUGGUAUGAAUACUUCAAUUGCUCCAUCUGUUUCUGCUGAUAUUACUUCUGCACCUCCAGUUCUUCAGAUUCCCGAGAGGUCAAGAGCUAGAAUGAAAGCUAAAAAUGUAGAAUCUAAGAAACAAAACUCAUCUCAUACUUCAAGAUCACACAAAUCGAAUGACCAUUCAGAUCCAAAGUACACGGAGACAGAUUUACAUAAUAACUCCAUGAUUUCAUCUUCGAAUAGGAUAUCCAAUCAACAAAAGACUGAUGAUCAAAAUGGUAAUAUAAUAUACUCAUCCCCUUCGUUAAACGAGACAAAAAAGCAGUCACCUUAUGAUAGUAUUGAUACCUCCAACAUCAUUGAUGAUUCACUAAACACUUCAAACUUGGAUAAUCAAUUUGGCAUGAGACUUGAGCAUAAUAACAAUGAUAUCUAUUCUCCAGUUCCUAAAUAUGGUAAAAAUACUACCCAUGCAAAGGUCUCGAAGCCAGAAAUAUCCGUAUCAACGAAUUCUAUAGAAUCACCAUCUUCUAGAAGUUCUUCAGAUAAGGGGCCUUAUACUGCAGGAAUAACACUAAACAACAAAUCAUUUUCUGACAAUCAGUUCCCAUCUGUAGAAACUACCCAAAGAAGAAGAGUUUCUUUAGAUAAUUCGUCCUCACCCCUAAAGAAUUCCUUCAAUAUUAGAGACACUAAUAACAUGGAUAGUACAUCGAAUGAUAAUAAAUUCCAAAUUCCCACAAACUCAUCUACUAAUUCAAAUAACACUAGAGCGUUGAACUCUACUCGCUAUGGAACACAUAGCAAAAAGGAAGUUCAACCAAUACCUCGUGAAGAACGAUUAUCUCCAGUUCAAACACAUACUAGACAAGAAUCAAAUAGUUCAAUGCAUAAAAGAGAUUCAGAAAAUUUAUUAUCUGAUUUAAACAAUUUACUUGGUGCUGACUCUACUUUAGAUCCUCCUAAUUUUACAAAUCAUUUAAAUAAAACUAUUUCAGGGGACAUUGAAAAUGAAACUAUAGCCACCUCUAAAACAGGAAUGAGUAUUCCUGAAUCUCGAAUGGAAACUCCUUUAUCGAUGGAGCCAACUCCGGUUUCCCAUUUGCCUAAAGAAUCCAUAAGAAAUGACGUGACUAAUUUAGAUUCAAUUAAUGAUAGUCAACUAAAAAAUAUGAACAAAAGUUAUAAUGAUGUUGAUGUUUUUGGCGAUGAAACUACCGAAGAUUUAUCUUUUGAAAAGGGUGAUGAAAUACGUUACAGUGCACAAUUUAAUGAGCAAAUGGUUCAUGAAUAUCACCAAGUAACGACAAUUGAAGAGGAAGAAGACAAUUCGUUACCUUCACAUUUAAUGGGAUUAAAUAUUAAAAAUGAACUUGUUGGACUUAAUAACGCAGAACAACAAAAUAAAGCGAAGGUCAGUUUAUUAGACGAUAACUUAAUUGACGAUGAUACUUUGUUAGAGGUAUUAACAGAUGUGAAUUGGAAUCCAUAUGAUAAUGUAGACACCUUAGAACAUCAUUUAGCUAUCAAAUUACAAGACUAUCAGCAUAAUUUGAACUCAAAUUUACUUAAAUUAGAAUCAAUGGGACCCAGUUUGGAUAAAUAUCAAUAUCAAUUAGAACAAGAAUGUGAAAAAAUUUCACCAACAUUUUCCUUAUUUCUUAUGGAAAUGAAUAAUGUCUCGCAAGAUAUCGAGUUUAUUGAAAAUCAGGAUAAUGGUUUACAAAUCGAAAGUGCUAAUAGAAAAUUACUAUGGAAAAUACUAUCUGAAUUACUGAACACCGUUUCAUUAGACGAGAAUGCAUUAAACGAAUUAUUAACAUCUCCAAUAACAGAGCGUAAUUUGCAUCGUAUUGAAUUACAACUUCAGUCUUUGUAUAAUGCAUUAAAGGCAAUUAAAGGUGAUGAAAAUGAAAAGACUAAAGAUUAUGACCUUGGGGAAAUGAAUGCACUAAAAUAUAGAAGAAAAACAUAUGAAAAAGUUACGAAAGUAUUCUUGAAAAAAGUGGUUAAUGACUUAGAUGCUAAAUUUGAUAGUUCAUUAAACAGUGCUAAAUCUGACGCACAAUUGACAAGUAUUCUCUCCAGAUUAUUAAUAUUCUCUUCACUUACGUGCUUUUGUAAAGAUAUUUCACCAGAAACAUUUAGUGAAUUAAUUGAUAAAUGGAAUAGCAAGAUUGAAAAGAUUUAUGGUCCCUUGUGUGAAUCUUUUAUUUCUAAUUUAGAUGUUAAUAAUUUUAAAUCACAAACAACAGCUAAUGAUAGAUUUAAUUCUAGAGGGUUAUUGAUGCAACCUAAUGAAGAUCUAUUUAUCGAAAAAUUAUACAAUGUAAAGAAACUAAAGACGCAACAAAUUGAUUCUAACGGAGAAAACAAAAUUAUGCUACACAACAAUGAAUUAACUAAGAUAAUGGAAAAUUUGGGAUCAAUAGAAAAUAUCUGUAUUGUAUAUCAAAAUUUUAUUGAUAGCUUCUUCCAUAUCUCUUCAGAUCUCGAUUUUUCAGAUUUUAUGAACAUAUAUGCUAAGCCUGAAUCUAGAGUUAGAUCACUAGAUACAGUUUCCUCAAUGAGAUCGGAUAGAGAAUCUGCUGCUAUUGAACUGCAAUUUGUAUCGAAAAUUUUCCAACCAAUAAUGAACAGAAUCACACAGCCACUCAACUCGACGAUACAACAAGUUCCACUAAUUAAUCCAUCAUUAAUUAUGUUUCUACAACAACGAGAUGAAUUUUUUGAAAGUACUAAUCAAGAAUUUUUAUUGAAUUCAAUCAAUAGACUUGAAAAGCAUUUAAGACAUCAAUGGUCAAAUUUUAUUGAAGAGCAAUCUCUGAACUUAGAGAGAACUGGCUUAGUUUUUUCAACCCGAACUAUUCUACCAUCUUUAUUAGGUUUCCCUGUUUUUGUAAAAAAUGUAUUUGCUAAUCUGAAAUUUACUGAAAAUGCUCUGGAGAUUAGUAAUGUUGAGAAUUUUACACUUAAUGAAUUGUUAAGGACAACUCUUCAAAGAUUAGCCUUGGCAUCAACUACAACCGUAUCGAAAGGCAUCAACGAAUCUGUUAAACAAACAGCAGAUUCUAAUAUUAAAGAUAAAUGUACAACCUCAUUGAUCAACAGUGUUUGGUUGGGUGAGUCACUUACUCUUGUUAAUCAGGAUGAUAUCUUUAGUAAGGCUGUUAUUGAUAUGAAAAAAAUAUUUGAUGACCAAAAAGAAGUAUAUGCUACACUACUAUUGAGAGAAACAAUGCCUAAAUUGAUAUCAUUUGUAACUGGCGCAAGCAACGUUCUUGAGAAUCUUUCUUCUUCUGGCAACCAUGCUGCAUCCAGGAUGGCAGUUUAUAGCAAGCAAAAUCUAAACAUUAUCCUAGCAGGAUAUACAACCCAAGAAAUGAUACAUAUUAUCAGUUCAUUACAUUCAACAAUGUUGGCUGAUUUUGAGAAUGAGAAACAUGAUAAAAUUAAGGAACUUCUAUUCACCAAACUAUGGUCCUGCAUCCAAGGCCUGACAGUCUCAUUAUAUUUGAAACUAUAUACAUUAAUCGAAAAACAUUAUACUGGAACAAGAGUUAAUUUCUCCAAAAAUGACAUUAUUUCUGCUUUUGAAAGUUUUAAAAAUUAA